Molecule: messenger RNA, 1131 nt
Organism: Sporothrix brasiliensis 5110
Lineage: Eukaryota; Fungi; Ascomycota; Sordariomycetes; Ophiostomatales; Ophiostomataceae
Exons: 5
Coding region: 1-1131 (376 amino acids)
Molecular function (GO): molybdenum ion binding; oxidoreductase activity; heme binding
Source: RefSeq, a predicted model, not a curated record
AUGGAAGGAGCUGACAAUCUACCAAAUGGUCCCUACGGGACAUCUGUGACGCUCAGCUGGGCGAUGGACCCAAAUAGAGGCCUUAUGCUCGCCCAUGGAAUGAACGGCGCACCGUUGAGGGCCGACCACGGCCGACCACUACGCGCCGUUGUCCCUGGCCAGAUCGGUGGACGUAGCGUGAAGUGGCUGCGUCGGCUGAUCGUGACGGCCGAGCCCAGUGACAACUGGUACCAUUACUACGACAACAAGGUUCUUCCAACCACAGUAACUCCUGAGCAGUCAGCCGACGAGCCAGCGUGGUGGCGAGAUGAACGAUAUGCUAUCUACGACUUGAACGUCAAUUCUGCAAUUGCACAACCACAACACGACGAAGUUCUGGACCUUGCGUCUCGUGUUCCAGAUUAUACAAUUCGCGGGUAUGCGUACAGCGGUGGUGGCCGUCGUGUGACGCGCAUGGAAGUGUCUCUCGACGGCGGUAAUGCGUGGCGACUAGCGGACGUUCAAUAUCCCGAAGACAGGUAUCGUGACAUCGACGUUGAUCUCUACGGUGGCCGCCUCGAUAUGUCGUCUCGCGAAACAUGUUUUUGCUGGUGCUUCUGGGCAUAUACACUUCCAAUCUACGAGCUCCAGAACGCCGACAGCAUUAUUGUCCGCGGCAUGGACGAAGCCAUGAUGUGCCAGCCCCGUGACAUGUACUGGUCUGUGCUCGGUAUGAUGAAUAAUCCCUGGUUCCGUGUAACCAUCGUGAAGACUGGGAACCAGACGCUCCGCUUUGAGCACCCAACGUCCUUGAUGUCUGGAAAUCCCGGCUGGAUGGAAAAGGUCAAAAAGGCGGGGGGUGACUUACUCAAUGGCCGGUGGGGCGAAAUAUCUUCUGAGGAUAUACAUCAGCCACCGACACCACCGCUGGAGGAGGUGAACAUGGCAAAUUCAGAUGUGAAGCGCAUCUUCACCAUCGACGAGUUCAACGAGCAGAGUUCACAGGCGCGGCCGCUUUUCGUGGUCGCUGGUGAGGUCUAUGACGGCACGGGAUAUUUGAAAGAUCACCCUGGAGGUGCUCAGAGCAUCCAAGCAGUUGCCGCAUCAGAUGCAACAGAAGAGUUCAUUGCAAUCCUCUCUUCCAUGACAUAA